CAUCUGUUUAUUUUUUUAAUUCUUAAUAUUUUCUUAGCUGUUGUGUUUUCAGAAGACACACUUGUUACGCUUCCAAAUGGAAAAAUAAAUGGUCGGGAGGCGAAAACGUUUAAAAACACUACGUUUUUUGCUUUUCAAGAAGUACCUUAUGCUGCUCCACCAUUAGGAAACCUUCGUUUUAAGGCACCGGCCCCAAUGGGGAAUUGGGAGGGAGUACUCGACACUACAAAAAAUACAAAAAUAUGCGUGCAAGGUAGUGCUGGUGUAAUGCAAGAUGAGGACUGUUUGUAUUUAAAUGUGUACACGCCCGUGACUCCCGGCACUGAAGCCAAAUUGCCCGUAUUAGUUUUUAUACACGGAGGAGGAUUUAUACGUGGUAGCGGCGUAUACGGUGGUUAUGGUCCAGAAUUUUUUAUGGACACGGGGAGACUUGUUGUGGUCACCAUUAACUAUAGACUAGGACCCUUUGGAUUCUUAUCAACGGAGGAUGACAUCAUUCCAGGAAAUUAUGGCUUGAAAGAUCAACGCUUUGCGUUGCAAUGGGUUCAAGACAAUAUUCAUUUGUUUGGUGGAGAUCCCUUAAAGGUUACCAUAGAUGGUCAGAGUGCAGGAUCUGCUUCAGUGUCUUACCAUGUUUUAAGCAAUCAGUCAAAAGGACUAUUUAGAGCUGCUAUUCACGAGAGUGGUACUGUUCUAACAUCCUGGGGUUACCAGAGGUACGCAAGAGACAUAGCUUAUAAAACUGCUGCAGCAUUGGACAGCUCAAUCACGAAUAGCAAUAGUUCAGCAGAGGUCCUAGAAGUCUUACAAAAAGUAACCGCUAGGGAGCUUCAAGAUGCUGCCAAUAUCAUACCGGUACCCACGAAGCACAUAAAUCCAGGAUAUAUAUUUGCUCCUGUUGUGGAAAGCGGCGAUGAUGCCUUCUUCACAGAACUUGCUUAUGAAGCUGUAGAGAAAGGCAAUAUUAACAAAGUAAAAAUGAUAGUAGGGAUGAACUCAGAGGAAUGGAUAGCACGGGUCUCUAGUUUGGAUUUUUUUAAACAAGUAUUGGCAGGCUACGACCAAGAUCUAACUCAAAUCGUUAAUGACGAUUUUCAUAUACAAAACGAGAGUUUGCAGCUUACCAUUGCCAAGAAAAUUAGGGAUAUUUAUACAGAAGGACUAUUCCAAGACGAUCUGGGUUCAUCACUUAGGUUUAUGAGCGACUGUCGAUACACUGCGAAUAUAAUCAAAUACGCCCAAAUCGUGUCACAGUUUGCUGAUGUUUACUUUUAUCAAUUUUCUUACGACGGCGAAUUAGGAGGUGGCAACCUGAAGAUAUCGGGGGCAGAAAGUGUGGGUCACUCAGAGGAACUACAGUAUUUGUGGAGAACCAAUAGGAAUGACGAUAUAGAAAAAUUUGCAGAAGCUGAUGUUUUAACGCAUAAGCGAAUCCUUAAACUAUGGACGAAUUUUGUCACGGACUUGAAUCCCACUCCUGAGGCAGACGAGUUGUUACAAAAUAUAUCUUGGCCAGUAGUCGAAUCCAACAAUUUCCAGUACCUGGACAUCCGCGAGGAUUUGACAGUGAAGAUAAAUCCCAAAGAGAAAGUUUUUGAAUCAUGGGACAACAUUUAUCAAACUAUUGAAAUGUCGAACAAAUAUUGCUUAAUAUAUUUCAUUCUACAUACGAGUACAUAUUUCUUAUUUGUGUUUUCAGAAGAGUCUAUUAUAACAAUUUCCAAUGGACAGAUAAAAGGCAGAGUUGCAAAGACCUUCAAAAAUUCCACCUUUUACGCGUUUCAAGAGAUACCAUAUGCUGCACCACCUGUCGGAAGUUUGAGAUUUAAACCUCCAAUUCCAGUAAAUAAUUGGGAUGGAAUAUUAGACACGACAAAAAAUACAAAAAUCUGUAUCCAAGCAGGCGGUACAAAUACCAUGCAAAAUGAAGAUUGUUUAUAUUUGAAUGUAUAUACGCCUGUGAUUCCAGAUUCAGAUGAGAAACUCCCUGUAUUAUUUUUCAUUCAUGGUGGAAAAUUCUUAUCGGGUGAUGGAAUUUACACUGCAUAUGGUCCAGAUUUUUUCAUGGAUACACAAAAAUUGGUUGUGGUGGUUAUUAAUUAUCGACUUGGACCUUUUGGAUUUUUGUCCACUGAAGAUGAAGUAAUUCCUGGAAAUAAUGGAUUAAAAGAUCAACGCUUUGCAUUGCAAUGGGUUCAAGAAAACAUCCAAUUCUUCGGAGGUGACCCGUCACAGGUUACUCUAGUUGGUCAAAGUGCAGGAUCUGCUUCAGUUUCAUAUCACGUCCAGAGUAAGAAAUCUACUGGCUUAUUUAGAGCUGCUAUAUGUGAAAGUGGUACGGUCCUAACUCCGUGGUCUUAUCAAAGGUACGCUAGAGACAUCGCCUACCAAACCGCAGCAGCUAUCGACAAUUCUUUUACAACAAAGAAUACCUCACAGGAACUGUUGACUCUUUUGCAAGGAGUAUCCGCUAAGGAGUUACAAGCUGUUGCAGCUGAUCAAAUAUCUGUACCCUCUAAACAUAUAAACACAGGAUUUAUAUUUGCUCCAGUUAUAGAAUCUGGGGAAGAUGCUGUAGCAACAGAUCUUUCAUAUGAAAUAUUAGAAAGGGGUGAAAUCAAUAAAGUGCCAAUGAUUAUAGGAAUGAAUUCAGAGGAAGCCAUAACUCAAGUUAACAGUUUGGGAUCGUUUAAAAAAGUAAUGAGAACUUACGACAAUGAUCUCACUAUUAUCGUUAACGAUGACUUGCAUGUAGAUGAAGCUACUACUCAACUUACAAUUGGUGAAAGUAUUAGAAAGAUUUAUACAGAUGGUCUGUUUCAAGAUGACUUGGCUUCGUCAGUCAGGUUUAUUAGUGACAGCAGAUAUUCUAUGAAUAUUAUAAAAUAUGCUCAAAUUAUUUCAAAUUUCACAGAAGUUUAUUUUUACCAGUUUUCAUACGAUGGGGAAUUGGGAAACGUUGAUUCGUAUAUUGACGGAGCUGAGAGUGUAGCGCAUUCAGAGGAACUUCAGUAUCUUUGGAGAAACUCGAGAAAUGAUGAUAUAGAACAGUUUUCUGAGGCUGAUGUUCUUACUCACAAACGAUUGAUCAAGAUGUGGACGAAUUUCGCAACGCGAUUGAAUCCUACGUUCGAGAGUGACGAACUGCUAGAAAAUAUAACAUGGCCACAGGUUGCAUCCAAUAACUUUCAAUAUCUGGAUAUCCGCGAGGAAUUAACAGUGAAGACAAAUCCUAAAGGAAAUGUUUUUACACCGUGGGAUACUAUUUUUACAGAAUAUGCUGUUCGACCAUAUGAUACAUAUUAAAACACUAUAACUGUUAAACAUAUAGUAACAAUAAUAAAAUGGAUGGGUUGUUAAACUAAAA
Anoplophora glabripennis (Asian longhorned beetle) is the source of this 3367-nucleotide messenger RNA. Its product is annotated as venom carboxylesterase-6. The record is from RefSeq and is a predicted model, not a curated record. The transcript is spliced from 22 exons. Bases 196 to 3306 code for a protein of 1036 amino acids. Lineage: Eukaryota; Metazoa; Arthropoda; Insecta; Coleoptera; Cerambycidae.